AAAUGUUUUUCCUGCCAAGUACUCAAUAAUGUCUCCUACAACCUUCGCCAUUCUCCUAGUCAUCCUUGGAUCCAUCAUCUCCUUUCUUGUCCAAAUCCACAACCGAAAUGGCCGAAAACUCCCACCCGGUCCCCGGCCCCUACCAAUCAUCGGAAAUCUCCACAUGCUCACACCACUACCCCACCGAGGCCUCCAAGCCCUAGCCAAGAAGUACGGACCGAUCAUGUCCAUGCGCCUCGGCCGCGUCCCGACGGUCGUCGUCUCCUCGCCGCAAGCCGCCGAGCUCAUUCUCCAAACACACGACGCCAUUUUCGCCAGCCGACCUAAAGUCCAAGCAUCCGCUUACUUGUCUUACGGUUCCAAGGGAAUGGCGUUCAACGAGUACGGUCCGUACUGGCGCAACGUCCGGAAGUUUUGCACUCUUCAGCUUCUGACCUCGUCGAAGACCGCGUCGUUCGCGGCGUUGAGGGCGGCAGAGGUUGCGUCGCUUGUGGCAUCGCUUAGGGCGGCGGCGGCGGCGGGUGAGGUGGUUGAUGUUAGUAGCAAAGUGGGGAGGCUUGUUGCGGACAUAUCGUGUAGGAUUGUGUUGGGGAGGAAUGUUGGGGACGAAAGAUAUGAUCUGAAACGGCUAGUUGAAGAGAUUAUGCGCUUGACUGGAGCUUUCAACUUGGCUGAUUAUGUACCUUACCUAGCACCACUUGAUCUUCAGGGGUAUACAAGACAGUUGAAGAAAGUUAAUAAGGAAAUGGACAAAGUGUUGGAGGAGAUAAUUGCGGAGCACGAGGAAGUUGGUCGCUAUAAACAAGGACAUCAUGACGAUUUCAUUGACGUUUUGCUUUCCUUGAUGAACCAACCAAUGAAUCCCCAAGAUCGUGAGAAUGUUUUCAUCAUCGAUCGAACAAAUAUAAAAGCCAUCUUAGUAGACCUGCUGACGGCUGCACUCGAUACUUCCUCUGCAUCAGUUGAGUGGACAUUAUCUGAACUUAUAAAGAAUCCUAGAGUCAUGAAAAACGCUCAACGAGAGCUAGAAAGUGUCAUUGGGAUGGAGAGAACAGUAGAGGAAAAGGAUGUGGAGAAGUUGGAUUAUUUGGACAUGGUGGUGAAGGAGAGCUUUAGGCUUCAUCCGGUUAUUCCAUUACUGCUCCCACGCGAGUCUUUGAAGGAAAUAACCAUAAAAGGAUAUCACAUUCCCAACAAAUCUCGAGUUAUAGUAAACGUGUGGGCAAUAGGGAGAGAUCCAAAUGUGUGGUCGGAAAAUGUGGAAGAAUUUUACCCCGAAAGAUUCGGCGAGAGCGACGACAUAGAUUUUCGAGGCCGUGACUUUCGGCUUCUCCCAUUCGGGUCUGGCCGUAGAGGUUGUCCGGGAAUGCAACUGGGGCUGACUACAAUUCACUUUGUUGUUGCUCAGUUGGUGCAUUGCUUCAGUUGGGAGGUUCCAAGUGGUAUGAAUCCUGCAGAGAUUGACAUGAUUGAGAAGUUUGGUCUGUCAGUCGUGAGAGCCAACCACUUGCUUCUAAAGCCAAUCUAUCGCCUCCGUUGUUCCGAGACUACAUGAGAUUUUGAAAUGUGUUUUAGUGUUAUUAUUUGCUCUAAAAGUUAAGGGGUCGAGUACUCGGUUUGAAACAUUUUUAAAUAACACAAAAAUG
Molecule: messenger RNA, 1646 nt
Organism: Morus notabilis
Lineage: Eukaryota; Viridiplantae; Streptophyta; Magnoliopsida; Rosales; Moraceae
Product: cytochrome P450 CYP736A12
Exons: 2
Coding region: 29-1555 (508 amino acids)
Molecular function (GO): heme binding; oxidoreductase activity, acting on paired donors, with incorporation or reduction of molecular oxygen; iron ion binding
Source: RefSeq, a predicted model, not a curated record